CACUCGCGUUCCAACAACGGGGAUUUCCGAGCGAUCGUAGCCGGGCGAAGGUCCUGCCACGUCAGUCGUUGGUCGUAACUGCUCUCGUUGAUAUGAACUUUGUCGAUCCUAUGAUGAUUUCACGUUCACAACAUUAGUGGAUAUCAGUGAGCCAUGGAGGAGAGCCACUUGAAUCCACAGGAGGAAGAGGAGGAGAAGGAGGAAGGGGAGCUAGAAGACGGAGAACUAGAAGACGAGGAGGAGGAGGAGCCGCAGCAGCAGCAGGAAGGGAGCGGGAAGCAGGAGGAACCAGCACAAGAGCCGGAGGAUGGAACGGCAGCCGUGGGGGGCGUUCAGGGUAGCUCUCCUUCCCGGCCGAACCACCACCACCACCAUCACCACCACCACCACCAGCAUCACCAGCAUCAUCAGCACCAGCAGGAGGAGGACAAGGAGGGAGGCAAGGAGGGGGAGCUCGGGGCUGAAGAUGGCCCACUAGCGGAGGGGGACCACAAGGGAGAGGAAGAAGGGAGGAAGAGAGAGGGCAAGUUGAGCAAAGAAGAGAGGAAGAGGAAGCACAAAGAUGAUGAUGAAGAGAGAGAAAAGAGAAGGAAGAAGAAGAAAAAGAGGAAACAUGUAAGCAGUGAGGAGGAAGAAGACGACUUGUCUCCUGUGCCGAAGUUCCACCGGAAGAUGAUCCCGCAACCUUUUGAUGGCAACAUGGGCUUUGACGCCAUGCUGCAGCAAGAAAUGUACCUGAGGGGCCGUUCCCCCCCACCGGGCAUGAUGCCCUACGGACCGCCCCCACCUGGAGCGUUUGGCCCCCCACACCCCAUGUUUAGGGGGCAUCCAAUGUCAGAUUUUGACUCGUUUGAUUCUGGUUCGGAUUCUGAGAUGCGUGAGAGGCGCAGAAGACGCAGGAGGCACAGACGGUCAAGGUCGCGAUCUCGUUCCCCAUCUUUCAAGAAUGAAGCCAUUUGUAUGUACUAUAUGCAAGGAAGCUGCAAAAGAGGCAAAGCAUGUCCCUACUCGCAUGAUAUUCAGCCACAGCGUAAGAUGGAGCUGUGCAAAUUCUACAUGAUGGACUGCUGUGCCAAGAAGGAGAAAUGCCUCUACAUGCACAAGGAUUUUCCUUGCAAGUAUUACCAUACAGGUCUCCGCUGCAAGCUGGCUGCAAAGUGUAAAUUUAGCCAUGGGCAACUAUCAGACUCUGCCAAGCAGAUACUACUUAAGCACAUAGAACUUGCCCCUAAAGACAUCUUGGGAGACUUUCCACGGCUGACCAAGGAGGCUGCCCAGCUGGUAGUAGAUAUCACAGAGGGCCACCGACGUGGCCAGCCUCUCAAUGUGGAGAACAUCCCUGGCAUCAUGGAUAUGAAGGGCAGGGGAUUCAAGUACGUGGACAAGGCCAUCCGUGCCCUGGAGAAGAAGCAAGAGAAGAAUCUACUUAAGGAGCAGGAAGAGCAGGAUCACGAGGAGGGGCAAGGUGGGGCAGGAACUGGAGACGGGGGUGGCUUGGACCACCCACAGCAGCACUAUGACCAACAGCAGCACCACCAGCAUCAUCAGCAUUCCCAUCAACAGCAGCAACAUCAGCACUCUUCCAAGCAGGAGAAAUUGCCAAAGCACAGUCGUGAAGAGCAGGAGGGCAUUGCAUCCCCCAGGCAUGGUGGGACACCUCCACACAUGAAUGAAUUAGUGAAUGGUGAGGGACAGCAGCCUGGCUUUGGGAGCCAGGGAGGGAACUCUAGUCACAUGGGACCCAACCCGGGUAGGAAGUUGGGCCGAUUCAUGGCUGGCAUGCCACAGAAGCAGCGGGAACUAUUCCAGCGUAUUCAGCAACAGCACUCUGUCCAUGAUGACCAUGAGGAAGGGACAGGAGAGAUGGGGGGGAUGGAUGACUCUGCCCCAGGCACUAGCAAUGUCAACUGGUAUUCCAGCGAUGAAGAGGGGGAUGGCUCUUCGCCCACUAAGUCACAUGCACAAAGUGCAAUGCAGUCGUCCAACAACUUGUCCCCAAGUCGGACGCCCCCGCUGCCCCAUCAGACCUCAGCUACGUCGCCAUCUCAUGGGGGCAUGACACCCCCAGGCAGACCAGGCAGUAGUCCUGGCAGCUCUGCAUCCUCCACCACUCCAAAGACCCCGUUCUCCAACAUCAACUUGGCCAGCAUCAACAUCUCCUCGGACCUGGCAAGUGUUUUGUCAGCUCUAAAGAGUCAGAAUGCAGCUAGUACCAAUAGAAGCAGUGAUGAAUCAGGAAGAGGGCAGGUGCCGCAGUCCCCUCGAAGAAGAGACCCCAGAGAGAUGCCAAGAGAACUGUCUCAAGACAUGUCCCGAGAUCCCAGGGAAGUUUCACGGGACUUCAGGGACAUUAGUGAGCAGCGUGACCUGCCCAGAAGUCAGUCCCAUGGGUCUCGUGACCCUCGGUCCGACUCACAGAGACUGGACUCGGAUUAUUCCCAGAGUCCGUGGGUGAGAGAUCAGCAGUCCAUGGGGGGUCGCUGGGAUUCCCAGAGGGAUUUGGAUUCCCAGAAAGAGGGGAGAGGUCUGCGAGGAUCAUUCUCUGAGUCAAGAGAUUCGGGCGACCUUGACCAGAGGCAGAGGACAGGGGAUGUUGACCUCCGAGUACUGCCAGGGAUUGAGGACAGCAGACCCCAAGGCCAGGAGGUUAAGGGGUUGACACAGGACACAGACAUGAGAAUCUCUAGUGAGCCAUCGAUAUACGAUGUGGAUUUAAGGCAGCUCAAUCCGCCUGGCACUUUCAAAGACAAUGAUGAGGACCCUAACUCCCUUCCCUUUAAGGUUCCUGUUCACACGCCAGCCAAAGAAAUUGUUGCUUCCAUAUCUUCCCAUUCACCCAUGUAUUAUCAGUUGGUGAAGGUGUGCAUUCCAAAACCAAACUUUUCACAUCUUAAAAUAAACAAAGAUGACCCAAAGAUACUUGAGGACCCAAGGCUAAGGAAGAUGCUGCGGCGCAAUUCCACAGAAGAUUCCUCCAAAGGAAGUCCGAGAACGCCAUCUAGAUAUGAGUUUGACGGUCCAAUGAGUCCUCCGCCAUAUGUUGCUCCCAGCAAGAGUGAGCCCAAACCCACUGAAACGGAGUCUAGAGAUCCAAGGAAGCCUGGUUCAAGGGACCCAAGGGCUGAGCCACGUGGGGAUCCUCGCUCUGAGCCGCGUGCAGAACCCAGAGGAGAUCCUAGAGUGGGCACUCGGAGUGACCCACGGAUGGGGAGUAGGGGAGACCCUAGAACAGAGUCUCGAGAUCCCAGAAGUGAGCCGAUGGGUGACAUGCGCAAUCAGGACCCAAGAAUGUUUGGUGGCGGUAAUGGGGGUGGUAUGAUGGAUGGAGGAGGAAUGCCUUUCAACAAUAUGGGUCCAGGGCCCAUGGGAGGAAUGAUACCACCACGUAAUGUGGAUCCCAGGGGACGGCCAGGCCUACUGGGUCCUGCGCCUAUGGCCUUCCCAAGCAAUGUUCCUCCUGGCAUGGGGCCCAGGAUGCCCCCAUACAUGAUGGGGCAGAUGGGACCAGGACCUAAUGGUGGGUUCUAUCCAGAUGAAGGCAAUGACAUGAUGGGGGGAGGGGGGUAUCCCCAGGGAGGGCCUGGAUGGGGGGGUCGAAUGAUGUCAAAUGACCCCAGGUUAAAGAGAGACAUGAGUGAUGGAGGCAGGUCGUACACACCACCUCCUGUGUCCUAGUUAUGAGCCCAGCAAGGAUACUCGUUAAGCUGUGAUGUUUGCCAUGUUGGCAUUUUAGAAUGUAGCUGUUAAGUUAUUUCAUCUGCUAUAGUUAGCAGGCCAGUGAUUAAGUGGGUAUUACUUAAAAAGUUGGCCUAAUAAUUAGGCUUCAAACUUGUAGAAUCAAUAUUUGAUCCCAUGUCUGUGUGUUCAAGUAGUGUGCUGUUUAGCACAUCAGUGGUGAUCAUGAAUGUGUGAGUGUUUGUUGAGUCAUUUGUGUAACUUUUCCUAUGUUGUAUGUGAAAUAAUUCAAGAUCAAAACUCAAAUGGACAAAAACUUGCUCAUCAUAACUUUUAUGGAUUGUAAGUUGUGUGUAAUUUUGUUUUCAGAUGGAUGAUAUGUUUGCCUAUUCUGUGUUUUCUGUUCCUUAGUCUUCCUCCAUGUGCAGCUCUGUGGUGUGCGAGGGUCAUGCCGAUGUGGAAUUUUAAGGUAGACUGGUGUAUAAAAUGUGAUCAAGAGGUUAAUCUUGUUUGUAAAUAUCUUUUCUCUUUUGUCACACCAGGCUGGAAAUUCCUCAUCUUGAUGUACCAAACUGUAUAUCUGUAUCUGUUUUAUCUGUUCUCCAUUAACUCAGAAAUUAAGGAAUGACUUAUUUCUUGGUAAUUGUGACCAGUCCUAUAUAUAUGUAUUUGUAUAUAUAGUUGGGUAAUUUAUUGCAUUCUUAUUGUUAAUUAUUUCAGUACAAAGGGAUUGAGUCCCCUCUUACCUUUAGAGAACUGUAAGUACCAAGUUUUAAUCUGAAUUAUAAGAUAAGAUUUCUCGCGUGCUGCAGUGGUGAAGGCGAGUCUGUAAUGCCCCAGUAGCUGUUACUUUUUCAGCUUCAGUAGUGGAUCACACAUUGCUCUGCCUUUUCUUAACAUGUACAUUUUAUUUGGUAACUUUGAAAGGCUGUUGACACUAUGUUGGGCACUGCCUGUAUGUGAUGAAAACUGCCUACUCUUCAGUGCACAAAUCUGUUAAGUUUUUGCAAUACCAUGGAUAUUAGGGUGGGAAAACUUGCAAUAUAGUUACUUAUGAGGCAGAAAUGUUUGGUAGAAAGUGAAACCUAUAAAAGAUCUAUAGGGUUUGUAUAUGACACUGAUAUUAAAAAUCAGGUGAUUAAUAUAAGCCAUAAUAUAAUUUACUAAGUUAAUUGAAAAAAAUAUUGAUUGGUCAUUUUACAUUUUUCUUUUUUCUUGCAUACUUCUCAUGUUUUAGCAUUGAUUGACAACUUGUUAUGAAAGUAAUUUACUAGAUAAUGAAAAUUUUGAUUAAUUUUUGCAAGUUCAGUUGAAUAUUUAAUUAUGUGUGUCAGAGAAGAUUCUUCCAUAACAAGGCCAGUGGCUAUUACAGUCUUGCUUAUUACUAUACAUCUGGUUGUCAGUAAUUCAGUAUGCAGCCUACCACAUUCAUAUACUUCUUGUACAUGACAUGCAAACAUUUUAGAGACAAUAAUAUAUAGGUGAGGCAGAGCUACACAUUCAGUGGCACAACAUACAAAUAGAUAAUACACAAUGUACAAAAACAGAGUAAUGGACACACAUGUAUGUGACGACCCACAAAACAAAAGAGGCAUUUCUCUUUGUGAUACUUUCCACUUCCAGAUGUAAUGGUAAUGCAGAGGCUUGUCUAGAUCAAUUAAUUUUGCAAUGCCUCAGUGUGGUGUAGGUUACAAUUUUUUUUUUCUGUAAGGAUAUAUCGCCAAUUGAUAAUUAUUACGGCUUUUAUUACCUUUUUUUUAUAUAAUGAAGACAUGACACAUCUUGGAGAACAAACAGAUUAAUAUUAAAGGUUAGAACUUGCCACUCCUUUCCUUUCACUUGGUCCUUUUCUCCUCUGUUUUAUUCUUUUUGAACUUGCUCCCUUAUCCCCCCCCCCUCUCUUCUCCCUAGUCCCUUUGAGUCCCACUGACUCUUCAUUGUACCAGAUAAGAUUAAACAACAGAGACCUUUGCUAUUUAUUUGCAACUAUUCUAGUAAAAUUGGAUGGACAGUUCUUAA
Penaeus chinensis is the source of this 5694-nucleotide messenger RNA. RefSeq names its product zinc finger CCCH domain-containing protein 4-like (gene su(sable)). Gene Ontology annotation, molecular function: RNA binding; metal ion binding. The transcript has 11 exons. Gene Ontology annotation, biological process: negative regulation of DNA-templated transcription. Bases 154 to 3675 code for a protein of 1173 amino acids. Gene Ontology annotation, cellular component: nucleus. The record is from RefSeq and is a predicted model, not a curated record. NCBI's taxonomy places the organism in Eukaryota, Metazoa, Arthropoda, Malacostraca, Decapoda, Penaeidae.